Molecule: messenger RNA, 3779 nt
Organism: Scylla paramamosain (green mud crab)
Lineage: Eukaryota; Metazoa; Arthropoda; Malacostraca; Decapoda; Portunidae
Product: zinc finger protein 511-like
Exons: 4
Coding region: 482-1327 (281 amino acids)
Source: RefSeq, a predicted model, not a curated record
AAUAAUACGGAGUAGGCGUUCUCAAAAGUCAGAUAUAAAACAAAUGUACUGAUCCGGUGAUUUAUUAUUACUGAUAUUUGUGUUAAAAGUCCCUAAUUCAUUCCAACAAUUCCUCUUUACCCCAGUCAUAUACAAUUUAUCAAUCAAUGUCAUGGCAUACCAAAUCAAAAGUCAUAGUAUACUCAAAAAAGUAUCAAAUCAACAUUAAAUCCUUCAUCAACUCAUCAAGUUAUGUAAUCAUAAGUUAGCAAUAAUUAAUCUUUUAUAGAUCUUUCUGGUCUGAGACCAGUUUGUGCUGAGUUUAAUAAGUCAUUAUUAUCAAUAAAUUUAUAAAGUCUUAAAUAGAAUUUGUUCAGGUGACUUAACACAGAUUGAAGUGACUGACACAGUCCUGGAACCUUUUUUGAAAAUAGGUACAACAAAAGAUUGUUUCCACAGUGAUGGAAGUGACCCUUCAUCCAGUGAUGCCUGAAAAAGCAGUAUGAGUAGGAUGGGCACAAAUGACUGUUGGAGCUACCUGGCAUCUUUGGGUGUACACCACUACGCCUGGCAUGACCCACUGUUGGCAGAGGGCCUUGCUGUCUGUACUCCUCUCAAUAAGACCCCAUGCAUUGAUGUUGAUGAAGAGGAAUUCUUCCAUCCCAGUGUUGACUCAUUAGUGUGCAAUGUUGGUGGAUGCAAGAAGACAUUUACCACUGUGGCAGAUUAUGCAGCCCACCAGAGGUCCUGCCACCAACACGUGUGCUCUUCCUGUAAACAGUCUUUCCCUACACACCACCUGCUGGACCUUCACCUGCUGGAGGCACAUGAUACCUUAUUUCAGCUAAUGGCAGAAAAAAACCCACAGUACCAAUGCUUUCUGGAAACUUGCCAAGAAAAGUUCAGAAAUCCUACUGAAAGGAAAACCCAUUGUAUAGAAGCCCACAAAUUUCCAUCUAAUUUCCGCUUUGAUACGUCAUGGAGAAAACUGGAAAGAACAAAUAGGAAAAAUAAGAAAGCUGACAUUGCUGGUGAAUCUCCAAUGGAAUGUGAAGUUGCAGUUGAAAAUUCUCCAGGAUGUGGUUCAGAAAGUAUUGAAGCCACACCUACACACACUCAAAAUGAAAAUGUAAGAAAGACUCCAAAGGUGCCACAUACUUUGUCCUUUGGUGCUGGAGUUGCUCGAGGCUUCAGUCGAGGUAGUAGAGGUAGCAGGGGACACGGCAGGAAGAGUGGCCCACACUGGCACCAAAGGAAACAUGCUCCACAUAAUUCAAGAACAAAUAUUGAAGAAGUAAACAUGAAUGACUUAGAAGCAGCACUCCCUAGAGAACCACAAGGUGUAUGAUGUGUGAAUGUUACAGACUUCAUAGAUUUAUUGUAAUUUGUUAUAUAGGUAUGUCAAGUUUAUGGAAGGUUGUUUGUUAUGAAACCAAGAUCUAGCUCACAAAAGAUAUGAAUUGCCGUAAAUAUUCAGUAUUAUCAGAUUCAACUCUUUCUGUGAUAAACUGUAAUUGUUAUACUCCAUCAAAAUGUAUUUCAAGUCAUAGCAGCAUUACCAUACCAGAGGCUUUGUUGAAAGCAAACAUAAAUACACACAACCAUAACCACAGAAAACAUUGCUAAUGUAUAGUUCUUAAAAUAAUUUUUUAGGAAACACUCAAAUAUCCCACUAUUUUUGCUGGAUUGUGGUUUUGUAAUUUUGCUUUACUUUUAUUAAAAGAAAGUAAGUUAUAGUAAUAAAAUAAUGCGUCUUUUAUACAAAUUUGUUUCUUAGGGUGAGUCUCUGGUUGUGGGGAGCACUGAAGAACUCCCCAAGUGACAGGAAUUGUCUUAUCUGGGGCUCUUUGGGACAUGAAUACAAGUGAAUUCUAGAUAGCACCUGCUGUUUUGGUCCUAACUGUUUGAUUUAACAAAAGUAUUGUACACUGUACAUUAUAUAGAUGCAGAUUGUCCAUAUAAUGUUCUUGACAUAAUUCUAGGGUAUGUUUUUGGUGAUAAGAGAAUUCCUCAGCACCUUGCUCAUGGUGGGCCUGGAUGUGGGUAGCUGUGGUGCUAGGUGAUAGCCAGUGUGAAAAUUGUUCUGGGACAUUGAGGUGUCCCAGCUCCAGCCAUUGAGCACCAGUUCUUGCUAUUAUAACAAUACCAUAAAUCCCUGUCAUAUGGGCUUGCUGUAUUCACAGUAGUUCAGUGUGUUCCCAGCUGUUUCUUUUGUGAGACAGUUGGUUACCACAAUGUGGAAGCCUAUCAUUAUCAUGGCCAGCUCUUUGGGGGCAGUUCCUUGAAACAGAUGUCUUCAUCAAACUUCUCACCUUUGAACAGAAUUUUUUUUCAUGUGUUAUUACAUCUGGAGAUGUGAUAUGUAUUAUAAGUGUUACAUACUUUACAUGUUUGAUUAUAUGAACAAAUACUUUUAAAUGUAUGCAUUGGUAACUACAUCUUGUCUUGGCUGGGCAAUGUUAGCCUAGUAGAAAGAUGCUAAUGGUGAUAAGAAAAAAGAAAAAAAAAGUGGCUUUCAGUGUUGACUCACAUCAUUAGAAUAAAGAUUAUUACCAGAUAUAAUCAUAAUCUCUUCCAUGUAAAGGUGGUUUAUGUCAAAUGGAUAAUAUAAGCCCAGAAGAGGGCUAUGUACUUACUAGUCACUCACACCAGUGCAAAUUGUCUUCUGUACCAUACUGUAUAGGUAAUUUUACUGAUGAACAUGAAUUGUAGUUCAUAUAACUUGGUCUUUAUGAUAAGAUUUUGUGGUAGGACAGAAAACACAAUUUCAUCCCCCUCCCCAUAUUAAUUGAAGGCACUGUACAUAUUACACUUCAGAAUCACUUGAUUAUGCUAUUCACAGUACCAAAGAUUUAAGCAAACAUUUUAUAAGCAUUUGAUUGAACAUAUAAUAUAACCUUAGGCAUACUGGAUUUGCAGAAUUCAAAUAACCCUUUAGUGUUUUGCAUGAGGACUGACAGGUUUUGUCUUUUUUGUUCCAACUUUAUCUUGUAAUCAUGAUGAAUUGUUUAGGACCAAGGUUUUCACAGAUUCACAAUUCUAAAGGCUUAAUUUCUAAAGAUUAGACUGAAAAAUCUUGAAGGGUUAGUAAUCAGUAGGUUUUAAAAUAGAAUCAUUACUACUAUGACAGGCAGGAAGUGUAAUGCCCUUUCUCUUUGUUUCACUUUAUUUUUAUAUCUGGAUGUUCCAUCUUGGGCAUGGGAGAGGAUGUGCUUGUACAAACAAAUAAAACAAUAUUAAAAUGGUCAGUAAUGUGAAGCACAUGGAAAACAUAUGGGAAGCUUAAUAAGUGACAAACAUGGCAAAACUAAGCUCUGAGUAAAUAUUGUUUUCAGUGUGCAAGAUAUUGCAGUCAUUAAUUUACACACCUUUGUAUUUCUUUUAAAGUUAAGGUAUCAUCUCUUACAUAUAUAACAUGUGUGACUCACAUUUGCUUACUGACUGUCUAUGUCUUUUCAUGUAUUGGUUAAUGAUGUUAGGUGACCCAAGUUUCAUAGCUUGUACCUACUUGGUUGAGUAUUCCCUUAUUCUCUCUGGAAUGGUGUCAAAGAGUUACAUACAAGUCAGACACUAAAUAUCAGAAAGGGAAGAUAUGCUUAAUUUAUAGAGUGCCCAUGAAUACAGUUUUGCUUGGUUGGUUCAUUCAUUACUGCUUUCGUGAGAUGCCUUGUUUAUUGCUAGGAGUGUAUUUAGUGUUGAGAAAUUGGUAUGAAGAUGCAGUACAUAUAAAAGUCUCAAAAUUUAGUUGUCUAUAGUUAUCUCCAGUUAAAAGAUAUCUUUUUAAUAAACUGUUUUUGUAU